UAGAUUGGACGUCUUUAUUUCCAUCUAUCUUGCUAUCGCAUCUUAAAAAUUAAAGAGCCAGACCCAACCCAAGAUUCUUUGAAUCCCCAAAACUCUCUGAAAACCAAUAUCUCUGAAAACCAAUAACUCUUUGAAAAACUUGACUGAGAAGCUUAAAAACUUGAACAUCAAACCCAGGUGAGAACAGCCAAAUACAGAUUCAGAAAGAGUGAAGGAGAAAUUUCCAGAUUUCACUACGUUGGAAUACCAACUGUUAAAGUACACAGUAAUUUUUUGAAAUUAACCUAACUUUGCAUUAUUUCAUUUAUUGUUGUCCUGUUGUAUAUAAAAUAUUUCUGUGUAUCUGAUUGCAUAAAAGGCAUUAUCUUUGUGAUCUAAUACAAGUAUCAGUAAAUAUCAAUAUUUCUAUCCAUUACUCACAAGUAUUUGCUUGAUUGCCAGUGUUGAAACAUCACCAUGCCAAGAAAAGGAAAGAGGAGUGAAUCUCAGAAACAGCGCAGAAAGCUAGAAGCUUCAUGUGGCACCAGUAGCGGUACCAACUCUGUAUCAGGUAUGAAUGAUCCAAACCCGUAUGUUCUGUCUGUUGCAGCAUCCCACUGUCAAAGCGAUCCUAGGUACAGCCUUAACUCCAGAGGCCGCCAGUGUACUUGCAAUUCCUUAAUGUUUCUAGCUGUACAUAAUGAACAUAACGAGCUACACACUUUCGGUUUAGAUCGCAUUUUGCAGAAAGGUGAUGCACUUUACACUACUGUCAGAAAAACCCUGCUGCGCAAAAAAAGAUUUGUGAGUAAUUUUUUAAAUUUUGACGAACUACCAAACACAAUUAAGACAGACUCAGACUGGUACAGCAUCCUGAAACAUCCUCAGAGGUUUGGAUUUCUAAAAGAUUUACCUGCUGUAGGCGAGUAUGAAAAUCUUGAGAGUACUCUGCAAUGUCUCAGAGCUGAUGUAACUGAUGCGCUAUUAUUGUGCAAGGACUCGUGUAUCGCUGUAUUCAGAGAUUGUUCAGGGAGGUUUGGUUACUUUGAUUCUCACUGCAGAACAACAGAUGGCUUGUUUACUGAUGAAAGCACAGGAACGGCCGUGAUGCUAACCUUUUUCCAUUUAGAAGACAUGGUAGAGAGGCUGCUACUGAUGUUUCAAUGGUGUUUCCAAGCAAGAGAUGACCAACAGUUUGAUCUGCUGCCAGUAUCAUUCAUAAAAAGAACAACUGCAAGCAGUGUAUGUUCUGAAGUCUCCCUGAACUGCUGUGAGCUUGAACGUGAUGUGCAACCAUCCGUUUCUUUUGAGAACAAAGCUCUGUCAAACAAAGAACAAUGCAGGUCUUCUGAUGUCUCACAACAGUAUGUUCAAGUACUAGAUCCAGUUCAACAACCAUCCGAGACUACCAUGAUUGGAGCUACAUCAACUAAUGAACAAGCACACUUGAUUUAUCAAGAUAAAAUGGAAGUUCACCAAUAUUCACAAUCGACAACAGCAACUAUACGUCCUGAAGUCUCCCUGAACUGCUGUGAGCUUGAACGUCAUGUGCCACAGUCCGUCUCUUUUGAGAACAAUGCUCUGUCAAACAAAGAACAAUGCAGGUCUUCUGAUGUCUCACAACAGUAUGUUCAAGUACUAGAUCCAGUUCAACAACCACCUGAGACUACCUUUAACAGAGCCACGUCAACUAAUGAACAAGCCCACUUGACUUAUAAAGAUAAAAUGGAAGUUCUAACUACUGUCACUCAGAAUCAAGACUCAGAAUCAGUACCAUUCAGUGAACUUUCUCAUGGCAUGCUAUCACAGGAUCAAUUGACAUUGUCAGCUCCAAAGCACCAAUAUUCACAAUCGACAAUCAAGCAGAGAGAAAAACUGAACAAGACUCGAAAGCGAAAGGCUUACUGUAAAAAAUGGCAGAAAGAAAUGGUUCGGAGACAAGGUGUAUUUGACAAAAAACAGGCUAUAUGUAACAUCUAUGAUUAUAAAACUAGUAGUGAAUACAGGCAAAAACAUAACCAAGCCAUGAAGAACGACUAUUGGAAAAAUAUAUUUUACAGGGAAAAACACAAACAAGCAAUGAAAAACAAAUAUAAAAAUUUCAAUGAAUACCGAGAGAAAAAAGAGUAAAAUAACCUUAAAUUACCGGAAUGACAAACAAUUUAGAGAGCGACAAAAGAAUUAUAUAAUUAAAAA
Messenger RNA from Megalobrama amblycephala (Wuchang bream), 2175 nucleotides. RefSeq lists its product as uncharacterized. The transcript is spliced from 2 exons. Bases 457 to 2109 code for a protein of 550 amino acids. Lineage: Eukaryota; Metazoa; Chordata; Actinopteri; Cypriniformes; Xenocyprididae. The record is from RefSeq and is a predicted model, not a curated record.